AUGACCCAAUUCACGCAGCAGUUCCUCAACAGCGUCCUCUCUCAGCGGGGGCCGGCGGCGCUGCCGUACGCCGAGGACACGAAGUGGCACGUCCGCCAGCACCUGAUGCACCUCAUCGAGACCUACCCGUCCCUGCAGCCCAAGACCGCCGUCUUCACCCACAACGACGGCCGCGCUGUCAACCUCCUCCAGGCCGACGGCACCGUCCCGAUGUCGUUCCAGGGCGUUACCUACAACAUCCCCGUCAUCAUCUGGCUCACGGAGUCGUACCCCCGCCACGCGCCGCUGGUCUUCGUCAACCCCACCCGCGACAUGAUCAUCAAGCGGCCCCACCCCUUCGUCUCCCCCAACGGGGUCGUCUCCAUCCCGUACAUACACUCGUGGGUCUUCCCGUCCUCGAAUUUGGUUGAAUUAGCAAGGAAUCUGAGCCACUUCUUCGCCCGCGACCCGCCUCUUUAUUCCCAGCGUAAGCCGUCUAACCCUAACCCCAACCCUAGCUCCAAUUUGAAUCCAGCCUUCAGCAGCAUUAAUUCGUCCGUGGGGUCCACCACUGCUUAUCCUCCCACGCCAACCCCACCGCCACCAUAUGGUAGUGGAAGGAUCAUGGAGGAUCCUGCUGAGGUUUUCAAGAAAAACGCUAUAAACAAGCUCGUGGAGAGUUUGAACGGUGAUAUUCGGGAGAUGAGGAAAGCAAGGGAGGUUGAGAUGGAAGGGUUUUUCGGGGCUCAGGCAAUGCUGAGAAGCAGAGAAGAGGAUUUGAGAAAAGGGCUGAAGGAAAUGCUAGACGAGAAGGAAGCACUCGAGCAGCAGCUGCAGAUGGUCUUGAUGAACACCGAUAUUUUAGAAGGAUGGUUGAGAGAGAAUGAAGGGAAAUCGGGGAGUGGUGAUGUGGAUGUGGACGAGGCAUUUAAUCCGGGUGAUGCCCUUUCGAAACAGAUGCUGGAUUGCACGGCAUCGGAUUUGGCUGUUGAGGAUGCUGUAUAUGCAUUGGACAAGGCCGUGCAAGAAGGGGCUAUACCGUUUGAUCAGUACUUGAGAAAUGUGAGGCUUUUGUCGAGAGAGCAGUUUUUCCAUCGAGCCACAGCCUCGAAAGUAAGGGCCAUUCAGAUGCAGGCUCAGGUUGCAAGUAUGGCUUCUAGGGCUACACCACAGGUCACUCCUUUGAAGAAUCCACAUAACUCUGAUAUAAUGGUGCGGCACUAUGAUCAAAAAGGGAAUUUCAGUGUGAAGUCUGCCUACAAUACCUUCCUAAAGCUUGAACAUAUCUCUAAAGACACUCCAGAGAGUAGCAGAAUGUGGCGAGUAACCUGGGCCCUCAAAGUGAAACAGAAGCUGAAGCACUUCAUGUGGAGAAUCCUGAAUAACACAUUACCAACAUCAAGGAAUUUAUGGUUGAGGAAAUCACAAAACCAUUUCAUUUGUGAACUUUGUGGGAUGGAAGUCGAAACUAUUGGACAUAUAUUCUUUACUUGUGAAAGAGCCUCAACUGCUUGGUGUUUAGCUCCUAUUGAUUGGGACGGUUGCAAGGAACAAGCAGGCUGCUUCAAAUGGUGGAUCAAGAUCUGUGAAGGAAAAAACUCAAAAAUUUAUUCUGGGCGGCAACAACUGAUAGCUUGA
Messenger RNA from Striga asiatica, 1617 nucleotides. Lineage: Eukaryota; Viridiplantae; Streptophyta; Magnoliopsida; Lamiales; Orobanchaceae. The record is from the annotation of a GenBank genome assembly.